GAGUGACACCGGGCCCGGCCAUUGGUUGCCUGUGACUGGCGUUGGCCGUGUUUACCAGGCGGCUUCCGGUACACCCGGUGCCCAUCUCUCACCCGGUGGCCACCGACCUGUACCGGCAGCGCUGGGAGGGAUGGUACAGGCGGCAGGCGGGCUCUCCUUCAUACCCGACCAAGGAACCGGCGCCGCCAUCAUCGCCUGCCCCGGAGAGUGAGUCCCGUGCGUCCAUUCAGUACCCGGGCAGAGAAUGGCCAGCGGAGAGCUGCAGAGCAAGUACCAGAAGCUGGCACAGGAGUACUCCAAGCUGCGGGCGCAGAACCAGGUGCUGAAGAAAGCCGUUCUUGAUGAGCAAGCUAAUUCUGCAGCUAUGAAGGAGCAGAUGAAGAUGAAGGAGCAGUCCCUGCGAAAACAACAGCAGGAGAUGGACAGUCUGACUUUCCGAAACCAGCAGCUGGCCAAGAGGGUGGAGCUGCUGCAGGAGGAACUGUCCGUGAUGGAAGCCAAGGGCAAAAAGACCAAGAGACACGUGGAGUCUUCUCAACUGAGUCAGGAACAAAAAAGCGUCUUUGAUGAGGACCUUCAGAAGAAGAUAGAAGAGAAUGAAAGGUUGCACAUACAGUUCUUUGAGGCCAGCGAGAAGCACAGACAGGUAGAGGAUGAGCUGAAGAGCCGGCUGGAGGUCCUGGAGACAGGCGCCGCUCAGCACCAAGCAGUCGUGGAUGGCCUGAAGCAGAAAUACAUGGAAACGAUCGAGAAGUUACAAAGCGACAAGGCAAAGCUGGAGGUCAAAGCGCAAUCGCUGGAAAAAGAGGCCAAGGACUGCAGGCUGCGAUCAGAAGACUGCCAAAAUCAGUUGAAGACCCUUCAUGUAGAUCUAAGCAGCAGACUGGAGGAAUCACUGGGCAUCAUCAAUGAAAAAGUACCUUUCAAUGACACAAGAACUAGUGAUUUCAAUGCCCUGAAUGUUCCCUUACAUAACAGAAGGCAUCAGCUGAAAGCACGGGACUUACUUAGUCAGGCCCUGUCCUUUGUCCAGGAUUUAGUUACCGGUCUCCUGAACUUCCAUACGUACACUGAGCAGAGAGUCCAGAUCUUUCCCGUAGACUCCGCCAUCGAUGUCAUCUCGCCGUUAAAUCAAAAGUUCUCGCACUAUCUUCAUGAAAAUGCCUCUUACGUGCGGCCUCUGGAGGAAGGGAUGCUCCUGUUGUUUGAAAGCAUCACCGAGGGCACGGUUACCGUCCUGGAAACUGCGGGGAAGCUGCAAUUUUUUUCUGAGCAUUUUGCGUCCUAUGUGUCUUAUCUGCAAAAAAUUCUUCCAUACCAGUUAAAAAGUUUGGAAGAGGAAUCCGAGUUCUCGCUUUGCACGGCAGCUUUAAGGGAACGGAACCUUAAUCUACAGCGAGACAUGAGGAGAAUGACCGCUGUGUUUGAGAAGCUGAAAACAUACAUCGCCCUCCUCGCCUUACCCAGCACAAAACCAGAGGGUUUGCUGAGAAGCAGCUAUGGCUGUAUACUGACACAGAUUUCUGGCGCUCUCCAUGGACUUCAUGAUAUUAUGAGAGAGCUUUCCAAACACUACGGUCAUAAAGCUGCUCUGGAACAGGAGCUGCCAGCAGCCUCCGAUAAACUUAAAACCACAAAUGAUUGCAUCUUGUCUUCCCUCGUUGCGCUAACCAAUGCAACAAACAAGAUUGCAACGUUCUUCAGCAACAACCUAGACUACUUCAUGUCCUCGUUAAGUUACGGACCAAAAGGGGGCCAUGGGUUCACAAAUCCCCUCUCGGCUGAAAUGAUGCUUAAGUACAAGCAGAAAGCCGCCCAGUACAUGAAAGCUUUAAAGAUGCCCUACCCAUACUCUGUGCCUUACGAGGAGGCGUUGGUGAAUCGCAGAGUACUCCUGAGUUCCACAGAGAGCAGGGAAGGUCUGGCACAGCAGGUGCAGCAAAGCCUGGAGAAGAUCAGCCGCCUGGAGCAGGAGAAGGAGCACUGGAUGCUGGAGGCCCAACUGUCCAAGAUUAAAUUAGAGAAUGAGAAAGAGACGCGGAGGAUAGCGGACACGUUGAAGAACACGGACAAGGGGCAAUCGGGGGAAGUACCACAGGAAAAUGCCUUGCUGCACACACAAGACCAUUCCAGCGAAACAAAUAGUACAAGUUUGAUUGGGAUGUUGACCGCGAGCAACGACCAUCUGCAGGUUCCAGAUUACGACUCGAGGGAAGGUCUGAUAAAAAAUCAUUACAUGACGAGAAUAGCAGAUCUCACCACACAGCUACAGCUGGCAGACAGCAAGUCUGUCCAUUUCCACGCAGAGUGCCGGGCUUUUGCUAAAAGAUUAACAUUGGCAGAAAAAUCCAAUCAGAGCUUAACGGAAGAAACCAAAUCAGCCCGCCAGAGUAUCAGCAGAUUGCAGGAUGAAUUAAUCACAACAAAGCGGAGCUAUGAGGACCAGCUGAGCAUGAUGAGUGAUCACCUGUGUGUUAUGAAUGAGACCUUAUCAAAGCAGCGGGAGGAGAUAGACACUUUAAAGAUGGCUAGCAAGGGAAAUUCCAAGAAGAACAAGAACAGAUAGUGGAUGCCAGUUCUGUUGGUGCACAUGAUGUUGCUGCUAUAUACACUGCAGAAUGGUGUUUGUUAGAGGAAGAUGUCUGCUGUCAACUUAUCCCUAUGAUAUAUGUGAACCGAAACCCCUUUCUCCACGAAGGGGGCCAGCCAAACAUCGGUCUCCUCACUCCUUAACAUACCUGUGACCUGAUUGGAAAUUUGGAACAUAAUCUCUGAAAACUCAUAAUCACUCCAUCAUUUUACCUCCUUUGAAAGUUUUUACAUUGCACUUUUUUUUUUAACGAAAAAAAACAAAACCGUUUUUAAUUUCAUUACAUUAUAGCUUUAAAGUUUUUUUGUUGGGGUAUUUUUCAGGCUUCGUUUAUAAAACACAUUGAAUGUCUAUUUUUUUUGUUUUGUUUUUGUAAGAAAAUUGUAUGAAAUUGUGUCCGGCUCUGACCUCAACGAUGAGGCUUAAAGGGAGAGUUCCUUUCCAUUAAAGGUCUGUUUACUUGCAAAUGAACAAUGCCUCCAAUUGUUAAACCUUCAUGUCCGUGUUAAAAAAAAGUUUAAAAAAUUGAAAGAUUAUACUAAAUUUAUCAAUAAAUUCUUACAAAAUUA
Messenger RNA from Pseudophryne corroboree (corroboree frog), 3159 nucleotides. It is a transcript of the gene PPP1R21, whose product is annotated as protein phosphatase 1 regulatory subunit 21. NCBI's taxonomy places the organism in Eukaryota, Metazoa, Chordata, Amphibia, Anura, Myobatrachidae. Bases 245 to 2566 code for a protein of 773 amino acids. Gene Ontology annotation, cellular component: membrane; early endosome. The transcript is spliced from 22 exons. The record is from RefSeq and is a predicted model, not a curated record.